Paramecium tetraurelia is the source of this 1086-nucleotide messenger RNA. RefSeq lists its product as uncharacterized. The record is from RefSeq and is a predicted model, not a curated record. NCBI's taxonomy places the organism in Eukaryota, Ciliophora, Oligohymenophorea, Peniculida, Parameciidae. The transcript is spliced from 3 exons.
AUGAGCUUUGAUUAAUUAUUGUUGUCUCGACCAAUUUAUAGUCCAAAUCACAAAUCACCAGCCUUCACUGUUCAUUCGCACAAUCCAACUCCUUAUAGUAUUACAACUCUAGUUUCUCCUGUUGAAUCUCCAAGAAUAGGAGACUUAUCAACAAUUCCUAAAACUUCGGAAAGAGGAUAAUUGUAUGACAAAUUGAAGGCCAGCUUGAAAAAUCAAGAAGUAAUAAAGUCUAUAUAAAAUGGAAUCAAAGGUUAAAAAGUGAGGGAAGCAUAUAAUUUACUAUCUGAUUUCAAUGAUAAAACUUAAAUAAUAUAAUCUUUAAAAUAGUUGUCUACAGCUGAAGAAAGGAUUUUACUCAUCGAUAAAAUUUUGGAGAGAAAAGAGGAGAUGUAAGUAGCCACUUUAAGAUUAAAAGCUAAGAAAUUAGAACCGAUAUUUAAUGUUAUAAGGAGGAAACUCAAACUAAAGCAAAAUUUGAAUUAAUCCUCAGAUAAAAUGAAGAAGUAAUCGAUUUUGUAUUCAAAAUCCACCGAUCCUACCAACGAUAUAUAAAAUCCAAUGCAUUCUUAAAGAAAUUUAGAUGAAUAAUAAUAAGAUGAAAACACACGAAAAGAACUAGUUAUGGAGAAAAUACAAACUAAAUAUGCAGCAUCUGUUGCGUUUGCUUGGUUAACGAAUAGAACUGAAAACAAAGAAUCUUUAAUCCAGAAUUUAUCUCCAGAUUCUAUCAAAAGGCAUAAUCGAAGGAAUACUACCUUAAAACAAAGUCACAAAGGGAUAACUGGUUUAAAGUAGAUGAUCACCAAAAAAGUGAGUGAAAAUUCAGAUGAAAUGAUCAGAUUGGGACAGUUGAAGAUGUUAGAAAAUUAAUAAAAAUGUUAUAAGUCUAAGGACAUAAUAGCAAAAUCAAAACCAAAAGUAGAUACAGGCAGAAUAAAGAGUGUAUAGGCUAGUAGAUCAUUAAGGAAAAAAUAGACACUAGAAUUCUUCACAAACGAAAGAAAAGAGAAUUCAGAGUUAACUUAAUAAAUAGAAAAUGAAAAAAGUAAUUUCAUGUUAAGGAGAAGAUUAAUCAUCAAUGAAUGA